Molecule: messenger RNA, 558 nt
Organism: Macrosiphum euphorbiae (potato aphid)
Lineage: Eukaryota; Metazoa; Arthropoda; Insecta; Hemiptera; Aphididae
Source: the annotation of a GenBank genome assembly
AUGCUUACGGUUUGGGAAAAAAUUCUCAGUGCAAUUGACAGGAUUAAUAUAAUUUUACAAAAAUCAAAAUUAACAAUUGAUGUAGCUGUCAAACAUCUGCAAAGUCUCCUUAAAAUAUUAGAAAACUUUCGAGAGCAAGGUAUAAAUGAGGCUUUAUUGGAUUCAAAGAAUAAAGCUGAAGUAUUAGGCAUAGAAACGGAAUUUCCAAAAGUCAGAUUACGAAAAAAGAAACUUUUACCCGGAGAAAUUGCAGAUGAGUUUUGUAACAUAAGUGAAGAAAAUAAAUUUUUAAUAAUGAUUAAAAAUGUUAUUGACAAUAUCUUAAUAGGACUACGUCAAAGAUUUAAAUCAAUGGAAAAUAUUGCUCAAGAUUUUUCAUUUUUAGAUCCAACAAUAAUUUAUUCUUGUCCUAUGGAAAACUUGAAAAGAGCGGGAGUCGAUUUAUGCAAUAAAUAUGAAAACGACCUCAACAAAAUUGAAUUCAUUUCAGAACUAGAGAGCUUUAAAGAGCAUGUUUACAACAUAGAUGACGAUUUAAAAAGAGCAACAUUUUUUUGA